AGUCUUUAGACGAACGUUGUCUAGUACUUUUCGGUGGGUUGUGUUUUUGGACACCAAAAACUAAUAUUUGGGGGAAUUUUUUUGUUUUUUGCUCCAUUAAACUGUUUGUUUAGAGAAGAGAUACAACAGCAUUUGAUACUUUUGUAAGAGAAAAUAAUAAAGACUUCGUGUUAGAUACUUCGUUAAUGCAGUUUUCGUUUGCUUGUAAAAAGAGAUGUUGAGGUAUUAAAUGGGAGUGUGUGAGUGUUUCACUUGGCUGCAAGUGAGUGUAAGUGAGUGAGUGCGUUAUUGUAAUGUUGUUCGCGUGAUUAUGGUAUUGUUCUGUUGCUUGGUUUUUAUCUCCCGAAACGAAAAACGACAAUUUGCAAAGAACAUUGUCCGUUAUCAUCACAUCAUCACUUGAAAACAUAUUGGCUCUGUGGGUAAGAGUAUAUGUGAGUAACAGUGUUAAUAGCUGGGUGUAUGAGUGCGCGUGUAUCUGUGAGUUGGGGCCUGUGUAUCGCCGCUGAUUUGCUGUUUUAAGGAAUAUUAUGUUAUUCAUUUAGUUGCGCGCCGUCGUACGUUGGGGACGCACGCAUUUCGUUUCUGUUUGUAAAUAACGUGUAAUUGUUUGUUUACAACUAGAAAAGUGCUAAAACAGUGUUAAAAAUAGUAUAAAUUCAAAUAAAAAAAAUUAAACAAAUUUCAUCUAAAAAACAGUUUUGAGGAAAAAAACCAACGCUCAGCGUUUGUUUUUUUUUAAGUUCAACCCUUUUUUGUUUGGUUUAAUUUCGUUAAAGUAAAACAAAACAUGGGUACGUCUACGGAUCGUAUGCCCAUGGGUAAAAUGAGGCGUAACAUGUCAUUAAUGUGGAAAUUAUUGGCAAUUAUUGUGAUAAUACAAGCAAGUGGAAUAAGUGCUAAGCAAAUCCAAAAUGAUUUAACCUUUGAAGAUACCUUUGAUAUCGAUCAAUUCGAAGAUGCUGCCUCAUCGACUAAACUACGUAGUGCGCGUGACCUGGACGAAAAAGCCUUUAUCGAAGAUGAACUCCAACCAGUGGAUGAGGCCGACAAUGAGGGCUCCUCCUCCUCUAACGAUGGCAGUUGGUUAAUGCAAAGCGUUAAGCGUGUACGCCGUGAGCUGGGCCGCCUAUUCGGUAGUGAAGAGAAAAAAUUGGUGGCCGAUAAGAAGCAUGCCAAAAAUGCCGCCAAAUUGGAAAAGCAACGUAAACGUCAGGCUAAAUUGGCGGAAAAACAAAAACGCAAAGCAGCCAAUGCGGCACGCAAUAACAAGGCUAAAAACCGUUUGAAUAAACGUCAAUCGUAUGGUGAUGAAGUUGAGGGUUCCGGUGAUGAUACCGAGGGUUAUGGCGAGCAUGAUACUUGGCAAACUUUGUUCAGCUUAAGUGAACCUUGGAUGGAUGAAUAUCGUCUGGGUAAAGGUAAUGCUAGAUUUAUGGAAUUGCAACAACAAAUCCAUGAAGGUUUCUUACAUUUCAUCACUGAUAACUAUGGCAAUGAUGAGGAUGAAGAUUCUUAUUUGCAUACCACUUUAAUAAGAGUAGAACCCACCCAUGAUAGCUUUUUUAUACAUGUUAUUGUACAAAUCGAUUUGCCUGAAAGAUGGAGCGAUUUUGGUCAACGUUUCCAACAGCAUUUGAUGGGCUAUAAGAAAUUGGGUGAUACUUUCGGAGCCGAUGCCGAUAAUAGUUAUUAUUUCAGACGUGUUAGAGAUCUUCAAGAUCACGAAAGAGUCGAUCUGACGGACGACUACAAUCACAAUGGCGCUGAAACUCAUCAUCAAGGUGAAGGUGUAGACAUGAACAAUGCUUAUCAUGGUGCUGGUGAAGGUACAGCCACACAUCAUACAAAUAACGCAGCCGGAGCUGGUGGUCAUUACGAUAAUGCCGGUGGUCAUUUUGACUUUGAUGAAUGUGAUGAACAGGGCAAUUUCGAAUGUCGCAACGGUCAAAUUAUCAAAUGUGAUAAUCUCUGCAAUAACUAUGGCGAUUGUGAUGAUGACAGUGAUGAGGAUACGGAUAUUUGCAAUAAAUACAAUCAUGAAGAAGUUGAUGAAGAUUUGGAUGAAGAAGAAGAUAUUGUGACAUCACAAGAGGGCCAUCGUGGUGAAGGUGAGACCACCGAUACACCCAAUUAUGAUGAUAAUACUGCCUACGAUCCUUAUGAUUACGAUAGAGAGCAGGAAAUGGAAAGAGAAAGACAAAUGGAAAUACAACGUGAAAGAGAGCGUCAAAUCGAAUUGGAACAGGAGAGACAAAGACAAUUGCAACACGAACGUGAAAUGGCCGAACAAGAACGUGCCAAGCAAUACGAAGCCGAAAGAGAAAGAGAGGAACAGGAACGUGCUAGACAAUACGAAGAACAACUUGCUCGCGAAGAGGAGGAAAGAGCCCGUCAAUAUGAAUUGGAAGAACAGGAAAGAGAGCGACAAGAACGCGAGAGAGAAGAACAAGAACGUCGUGAACAAGAAAUGGAAUAUGAACGUGAACAUGGUCAACCCGAUCAUGAUCAAACCUAUGGCCAUGAGUAUCAACCAGAAUCCCAACCGGGUCACGAUCAAACCUAUGGUCAUGAAUAUCAACCACAACCUCAACCUGGACACGAUCAAUCAUAUGGUCAACCACAACCGGGACACGAUCAAUCAUACGGUCAACCACAACCGGGACACGAUCAAUCAUAUGGUCAACCACAACCGGGACACGAUCAAUCAUAUGGCCAUGACUAUCAGCCCGGAACAAGUGCAGAAGAUUCCGAAGCCAAUCUAUACGAUUGUCAUGCUAAUCCCCAUGGCUAUUUCAUUUGUCAAAGUGGUGAACCUGUACCUUGUGCCAAUGUCUGCGAUAAUCGUUACGAUUGCGAAGAUGGCAGUGAUGAAUUGUCAUGUGAUGCAGACACACCCACCGAAGAGGCUCCCGUUGAUGAAAACGUUUACGAAAGUGAACAUGAAUCUCACCAUGUACCCGAAUUUGAAGCUUCCGGCGAAGAUUAUGUGCCCAUUACUGAAACCAGCCCUGUUUACACCAGCAUUUAUGAUGGUGGUUGCCGUGGCGAUACCACUUUCACUUGUUCCGAAAGUGGCAAAACCAUUUGCGAAGAACAAUUGUGCGAUGGUGAAGAACAGUGUCCCGAUGGUGAGGAUGAAAUGAACUGUCCUUCGGAAGGUUACGAUGAAAAUGGCACCGAUGGAGAAACCGAAUAUGAACCUGAAAGCGAAUGCGAAGAAAAUGAAUUCAGAUGUGAUAAUCGUUGUCUACCCAAAGAAUAUUUAUGCAAUGGUGUUCAUGAAUGUGGCGACAACACCGAUGAAUUAAAUUGUCCCGAAAAAGAAUGCAAUCCUAAUGAAUAUAAAUGCAACUCUGGUGAUUGUAUUGAUGGCAGCAAACGUUGCAACCGUAUCAUGGACUGUCCCGAUGGCGAUGAUGAAGAUGAAAGAUGUCCGGCCGAAUGUAGUGAUAUAGAAUAUCAAUGUAGAGAUGGUAUCAAUUGUAUUAGUGAAUCAAAAAUCUGUGAUGGUAAAACAGAUUGUCUGGAUGGUGAUGAUGAAGAACAUUGUGAUAGCAGCGGUGAUGAUGAUAGUGGCGAUUAUUGUAAAUAUUAUGAAUACCGUUGUAAUAAUGGUCAAUGUAUACCUAUGCGUGAGGUCUGUGACAAUAUCUAUGAUUGUGAUGAUUAUUCUGAUGAAACAGAUUGUGACUUACAAGAUUUUAAUCAAAAUAUCUUCGAUGAGGAUGAAAUCAUUAGAGAAUAUGCUGAUCAUCACCGUCGUCCUGCUACCUCGGCUCCUCCGGUAUCCCAUUAUCGUCCGGGCUAUAGACCCGGCAGCUCAAAUGGUGGUUCAUUGCAUCAACUGGAUAUGCAUGAUUAUUAUUACUAUCAUCCUGAUAUUUACAAUAAAGCCUCCGAAAAGAAUCCCUGUACCGAGUUUCAAUUCCGUUGUGGCAAUAAUGUGUGCAUACCCUUGCAUUUGAGAUGUGAUGGUUUCUAUCACUGUAAUGACAUGACCGAUGAAUUAAAUUGUGAUGAGUACAGACUUCAAAUACAAAAUAAACUAAAUACCACACAAUCACCACCACCGGCUAAUGUGAUAAAAACUACCGCCAGUACUAGUACCAGCACGUUAAGGACCACUUUAACGACUACCACAACAACAACAACAACUACACCAGCUCCUACCAAAAAAACUUGCUUAAGCAUGGAAUUUAUGUGUGAAAGUGGCGAUUGUAUACCAUUGGAAAGUGUAUGUGAUGGUAUAGGCGAUUGUAAGCGUAUGGAUGAUGAAAGUUAUGGUCUGUGUCAUUGCAGUAGUGAUAAGUUCAAAUGUAUACGAGGCGGUGGCUGUAUACCUAAAACACAAGUUUGUGAUGGCAAACCUCAGUGUCGAGAUGGCAGUGAUGAAAUUAGUUGUCAAAUUUUUAAAGAUUGUCACGCUGAGCAACUAAAAUGCGAUGGCAAAUAUGAUUGUGACGAUGGUUCCGAUGAAGAGGGUUGCGAUGAUCGUAACAGAGAUCAGUUUAUAAUAAGAUUUAAAAAUGUCACCUGUCGUACGGAUCAAUGGAAAUGUGAUAAUUCUGAUUGUAUUGCUAAGAACCGAUUUUGUGACGGUUACUUUGAUUGUAAGGAUCAUUCCGAUGAAGCACCCAAUUAUUGUGUAGGCAAGGUCACAACCGUUCUAACACCCGAGGACUGUAACGAAGAUCAAUUCUUCUGUGAUGAUGACUGCCAUCCCAAUACCAUACGUUGCAAUGGCCAAUCUGAUUGUGCUGAUCGUAGCGAUGAAGAGGGCUGUGCUCGUCCCACACGCCGUCCACCCACCUAUCCCUGUCCCCAGCAUACCUGCCCCAAUGGUCAGUGUUAUAGUGAGAAUGAACGUUGUGAUGGUAUUUCUCAAUGUGAUGAUGGUUCUGAUGAAGCUGAAUGCUGUGCUGCUGAUCAAUUCCGUUGCCGUAACGGUGAUUGCGUGCCCGGUUAUGCCCACUGUAAUGGUCGUACUGAAUGCUUUGACCGCUCUGAUGAAGAAGACUGUGCUGAUCCUAUUCCAGCUUAUCCCAGCCGUUGCUCGGCUAGUCAAUUCCGCUGUGACAGUGGCCAGUGUGUUAGUGCUUUGGCCAGAUGUAAUGGUUACACUGAUUGUCUUGAUUCUUCUGAUGAGAAACAUUGCACUUCCGUACCCACCACUGCCAGUCCCCAAUUGAACUUGAAGACUUAUCCCGAUAAUCAAAUCAUCAAAGAAAGCCGUGAAGUUAUCUUCCGUUGUCGUGACGAAGGCAUGUUACGUGCCAAGGUUAGAUGGACUAGACCCGGUGGCCGUGCUUUGCCCGUGGGUGCUCGUGAUAAGGAUGGUCGUUUGGAAAUUCCCAAUAUUCGUGUUGAAGAUUCUGGCACUUAUAUUUGUGAAGCUGUGGGUUAUCCACGUCAUGUCGCUGGACAACAAGUCUCCGUACAAUUGACCGUAGAGAAAUUCAAUCCUCGUGAUGAUCGUUUGCCCUCAGCCUGCUCCAAUACUCAAGCCACCUGCUUGAAUGGUGAAUGUAUUGAUAAAUCGCAAAUUUGUGAUGGUAUUCCCCACUGUUCGGAUGGUUCCGAUGAACAUAGCUGUUCGCAUGGUCGUAAAUGUCAUCCCAAUCAAUUUAGAUGCCGUAACUCUAAGUGUGUGGAUCGUGUGUGGCGUUGUGAUGGUGAAGAUGAUUGUGGUGAUAAUUCCGAUGAAGAAAGUUGUGAUCCCGAACCAUCUGGAGCUCCUUGCCGUUAUGAUGAAUUCCAAUGUCGCAGUGGUCACUGUAUUCCCAAAUCCUUCCAGUGUGACGAUACCAAUGAUUGUCGCGAUGGUUCUGAUGAAAUCGGUUGCAUGGCCCCCGAUAAGAUCCGUGAUCCUCCACCAACUGCUAUCUUGAAACAGGGUGAAUCUUUGAAUUUGACUUGUGUUGGUGUUGGUACUCCCACUCCCGUUAUUGUCUGGCGUUUGAAUUGGGGUCAUGUUCCCGAAAAGUGUGUUACCAAGAGUUUCAGCGGUACCGGCUCGAUCUAUUGUCCCGAUAUGCAGGUGGGUGACAGUGGUGCCUACUCUUGUGAAAUCAUAAAUACUAAGGGCAGUAAAUUCGCUACCGAUACUUUGGUUACCGUCGAAGCUCCCUCUCGCCCCGGUGUCUGCCCUGCUGGCUUCUUCAAUAUGUUGGCUCGUCGUCCUGAGGAAUGUAUCAACUGUUUCUGCUUUGGCAUUACCAAGACUUGCAAAUCUGCCGAACUUUUCAACUAUGCCAUACAGCCACCAAUCACCUCUCAUCGCGUGGUCGAUGUAGAACUCAGUCCCUACAGCAGCAUUGUCAUUAAUGAUGCUCCCACCUCGGGUAUUAUGAAUUUGAGACAUGGUGUUCAAUUCCGUGCUACAGAUGUUUUGUAUGGCAGCCGCAGUGCUCCUUACUUGGCCUUGCCAUCGGACUAUAUGGGCAAUCAAUUGAAAUCUUAUGGUGGUUUUAUUAAAUACGAUGUCAGCUUUAUGGGUUCUGGUCGUCCAACCAAUACUCCUGAUGUUAUUGUUACCGGCAAUGGUUUCACUCUUACCUACCGUUCUCGCAUGCAACCUCAACCCAAUGUGGUCAAUCAUAUGGAAAUCCAAUUUGCUCCUGGUCAAUGGAAGAAACCCGAUGGUCGUGUGGCCACUCGUGAAGAAAUCAUGAUGAUCUUGGCUAAUGUAGAUAAUGUAUUGAUACGUUUGAGCUAUAUUGAUGCCACCGAAAGACAAGUGGAAUUGACCAAUAUCUUAAUGAACUCGGCUGGUGAUCAUGAUCAAGGCUUGGGUCAGGCUUCCCUGAUUGAAAAGUGCUCUUGUCCUACCGGUUAUGUGGGUGAUUCUUGCGAAACUUGUGCUCCUGGCUUUGUUAGACAAGCUGGCGGACCCUGGUUGGGUCGUUGUGUACCUUAUACUCCCGAACCCUGCCAGCCAGGCACUUAUGGUGAUCCUCGCCGUGGCAUACCCUGCCGUGAAUGUCCCUGCCCUCAAACUGGUUCGAAGAACUUUGCUUCUGGCUGCUCUUUGGGUCCCGACAAUGAGGUUACCUGCAACUGUAAUGAAGGCUAUACCGGCAGACGUUGUGAAUCCUGUGCUCCUGGCUAUUCUGGUCAUCCUUUGACUCCUGAUGGUCGCUGCUAUCCCAUACCCGAAAGUACCUGCAAUGCUGAAGGCACCUACUCUGUUAAUGCCGAUGGCAGCUGUACCUGCAAACCUUUGGUCACUGGCCCACGUUGUGAUAGCUGCAAGGCUGACUCCUUCCACCUGAAUGCCUUCACCUACACCGGUUGCAUUGAGUGCUUCUGCAGUGGCUUGCCCACUAGCUGUGGCAGCAGUUCCUGGUACCGUGAUCAAAUCUCUUCCUCAUUUGGCCGCUCCAGUGCUCCUCAUGGCUUUGGUUUGGUCACCAACUACAAUACCGAUAAGCCCACCAGUGUUAGAUUCAUUCAAUCCGGCAACUUCUUGACUUUCUCAGAACCCAGAACCUCGGAAACUUUGUACUGGCAAUUGCCCGCCCAAUUCUUGGGCAACAAGAUCACUGCCUAUGGUGGUAAAUUGAAUUAUACCUUGAGCUACACUGCCAUGCCAGGUGGUCUCAUGUCACGCAGCACUUCUCCCGAUGUGGUCAUUAAGUCUGGUGAAGAUUUAACCAUUAUCCAUCACCGCAGAAGCAACAUUAGCCCUAGCUCCUCCAACUCUUAUUCCGUGCCCAUUAUUGAAAGUGCCUGGUACCGUUCGGAUGGUCAACCGGUCAAUAGACAACAUUUGUUAAUGGCUCUUUCCAAGAUUGAGGCCAUCUACAUCAAGGCUACCUACACCACCAGUACCAAGGAUGGUUCUCUAACCCAAGUUGUUAUGGAUAUUGCCACACCCACUAACUUGGGCACUGCUCGUGCUGUGGAGGUGGAAGAAUGCCGCUGUCCUGAGGGUUAUAUUGGUCUGUCCUGUGAACGUUGUGCUCCUGGCUACAAACGCAACCCCGAAGCUGGUCUCUACUUGGGUCUCUGUGAACCCUGUGAAUGCAAUGGCCACUCUAGCCAAUGUGACAGCGAAACCGGUGCCUGCCUUAACUGUGCCGACAAUACCGAAGGUGAAUUCUGUGAACGUUGUGCUUACGGCUAUAGCGGUGAUGCUACCCAAGGUACUCCCCACGACUGUCAACCCGGCGUUGAUGAUUCCACUGCCUAUACCAGACCUCCACCACUCAGAAACCAAACCUGCUCGCAUUGUAAUGCCGCUGGUACUGAGUCUUGUGACAAUGGCUAUUGUUAUUGUAAACCCAAUGUUCAGGGUACCUAUUGUGACCAAUGCCGCUCUGGAACUUAUGGUCUUUCCGCCAGCAAUCCCGAAGGCUGUGAUGAAUGUUAUUGCUCUCAAAAAUCCUCCACUUGCCGUUCGGCUUCUUUGUUCCGCCAAUUCAUUCCCGUCGAUUUCCUCAGCAGUCCUCCACUCUUCACCGAUGAAGAGGGCCUUAUUGCUGAUACCGAGAACUUGAACUUCGAUAUCGAAAGAAACGAAUAUACCUACAGCUUUACUUCCUACACACCCAAAUUCUGGAGUCUUAGAGGUUCCGUUUUAGGCAAUCAAUUGUACUCUUACGGUGGUGUUCUCUCCUACCAAUUGAACGUCCAAAGCUAUGGUCACUAUGAGCCCGGCAAUGAUGUCAUUCUCAUUGGUAACGGCCAGAAAUUGUUGUGGUCUCGCCCUAGUUCCGAACAGGAAAAUGUUGAAUACAAAAUACGUCUGCACGAAGAUGAAAACUGGAAGUCCCUACAACGUGGUGUCAUGCAACGUGCCUCACGCUUGGACUUCAUGAAUGUUUUGUCCAAUUUGGAGCAUAUUUUGAUUAGAGCCACACCCAAGAUACCCACAACACGCACCGCCAUCAGCGAUGUUAUGUUAGAAAGUGCUGUCGAAACACCUUUCCCCGAUGCCCAACCUGCUUCCGAAAUUGAAGUAUGCACUUGUCCAGCUGGCUAUUCGGGCACUUCUUGCGAAAGCUGUGCUCCCAUGUAUUAUCGCGAUAAUAAUGGUGACUGUACUCUCUGCCCCUGCCAAGAUGAAUCGACCAACUCUUGCAGUUUGGAUGAACGUGGCUAUGUUAGGUGUCAGUGUAAAUCUGGUUAUGCCGGUGAUCGUUGUCAAAAUCCUGAAGACUAUGGUACUGAAACACCUACACCACGUCCUCCUGCUCCCGAUACAGAUAUUAGAACUCAAAUUACCGUUUCCAUUGCACCACCCGAAAUUUCCAUCAUUCCCGUAGGUGGUUCGAUUACACUCUCUUGCAGUGGUCAUUUAGUUUGGAAUAAUAGCCCCGUUAUUGUUAGCUGGUAUAAGUUGAAUGAUCAUAUGCCCUAUGGUGUUGAACAAAACAAUGGAGUCUUGAGACUGUAUGAUUUGCAAAUCCAUGACUCUGGAGUUUACAUUUGUCGCGCUACUAACAACGAAACUAGACGUGUUUUCGAAGAUAAGAUUACCAUUACUAUUACUGAAAGCUCUCGUCGCACUCCAGCCAAGAUUGACAAUCUCCCAUCCUACUUCACCUUCGAAGAGUAUGUACCCAGCGAAGUUAAUUGCGAAGUAAGCGGUAAUCCCGCUCCCAGUGUCAUCUGGACACGUGUCGAUGGUCAAAUGUCCAGUGAAGCUCGUGUCGAUGGCAGCCGCUUGAUUUUCGAAAUGCCACGCAAAUCCGAUGAGGGUAGCUACAGAUGUCAGGCCAACAAUGGUGUCGGCUAUGAGGAGAAAUACACUCAAAUACGCAUAAGACCCUCGACACCACAACCCACACCAGCACCACGUGAAUUAGUAUAUAUUGAACCACCAUCCUUCUCUGGUGAAAGUGGACAAUAUGUACGCUUGACCUGUCAACCUACCACACCGGUUAUCUUGAAAUACGAAUGGACCAAGGAUGGCUAUCCUUUGUAUCGUCAACACAAUUUGAUUAUCAAUGGCAAUAUGUUGGAGAUUCGUGAGACUACACCACGUGAUUCGGGUGUUUACACAUGCAUUGGUAUCGAUCAUAGAGGACAACGUAAUUAUACCUCCGAUGCUCAAGUUCAUAUUGAAGAGACUAGACCUAAUGUUAUAAUUCCUUCAUCGAAUAGCAUCGCUCCCACUGUACAACGUUUACCCGAAGAAAAUCGCGUUAUCCAGGGCCAUGAUUUCACUAUUACUUGUGAAGCUUCCGGCACACCCUAUCCCACUAUUAGAUGGACCAAGGUCCAUGAAUCCUUAGGCGAUAAUGUCCAUCAAUCGGGUAAUGUUUUGCGCAUUAUGAAUGCUCGUCCCGAUAACCGUGGCAUUUACUUGUGUAUUGUUGAAAAUGAGGCCGGUAGCGAUCAGACCAGCACUUUCAUUGAUAUUGAACCUCGUGAACAUCCCGUCGUUGAUAUUGAUCCUAAAGAACCACAAAUUAUAACUGUUGGCGGCCAGGGUAUAUUGUAUUGCUCGGCCACCGGUAUACCACAACCUAGAGUACAAUGGUUACGUGUCAAUGGCCAACCCCUAUCGCCCAGACAUCAAAUUCAACAAAAUGAACCCGGUUAUAUUAUUAUCAAUGAUGUUAUGCUGGUGGAUGCUGGUGACUAUAAGUGUGUGGCCGAAAAUGAAGUUGGCAAUGCUACCGCUGUUGCCAACAUACGUGUUAUUGAAGCUCCUGUUAUUCAGCUGGAACCUAGCCAAGAAGUUCUAACUGUUACCGAAGGUGAUGAAGUUAAGGUUACCUGUACCGCUACUGGUCAUCCCAAUCCCAGUGUACGUUGGGUAGAAGACAGCUCGGUUGCUACCUUUAAUUAUGCUCCAGAAGCUGAACAUUACAAUCAAGCUUUCUUGGAAUUCUAUCGUGUAUCCAUGCAAAAUGGCAAGGCCUAUAAAUGUGUGGCCACCAAUGAAGCCGGUACUGAUGAACGUUAUAUUGUUUUGGAUGUCAAGCCUAGACGCGGUGAUGCUCCUGAAGAUAGUGAUGUUGAUCGUUCACCUUAUCCCUAUGACAGACAAGGCGCUCGUCCUUCAUAUCCUCCACAACCCUCCUAUCCCGGCUAUCGUCCAGCUACUCCACAGCCUCAAGUUGAAAAUGUUUAUCAAUCCAAGCCUGGCGAUAAUGUCACCUUGAGAUGUGACUUAAAUGCCGCCCAUGAGACUAUAUGGGAACGUGAAGAUGGUCGCCCCUUGCCUACCAAUUCCUACUUCGAACGCAACAGCUUGAUUAUCCAUCACAUGCAAGAGAACAAUGCUGGUAUUUACAGAUGUAAUGCCUAUGACACUCGUGGCGAGAUCAUUACCUAUCACUUGGCCGAAUUAGUGUACAUACCCAUUCCUCAUAUUACCCUAAAUCCCAGAAUGCCCCUACAUGUGAAUGCCAAUGAUAAUAUUGAUAUUUCUUGUGAUACCGAGGGUGCUCAACCCAUUGUAGUGUCCUGGCAUACCGACAACAAUAGACCUUUGCCUGCUUCUGUUAGUAUUGAGGGCAAAUAUUUACGUUUUACUGCCAUUACCCCUGCCGCUGCCGGUCGUUACUACUGCUCUGCCAAGAAUAGCUAUGGUAAUACUACCGAAAUGGCUGAAGUUAUUGUUAAUCGUGGUACUAGCUAUGAAACCCGUCCUCAAGCCAAGAGCUACGAAUUGAAUGAAGGUGAAACUGUACGCAUUUCCUGCGACGUUGAAUCAUAUGCUCCCAUUCGUGGUGAUGUAUUUUACACCUGGACCCGUGAAAACGGCAACCGUUUGCCCCCCAAUGCUCAAAUCCACAACAAUGAAUUGUUCAUCUACAAUGUGCACAAACAAGAUGAGGGUCGUUAUGUCUGUGAACUCAUAGCCAAUGGUGUCAGAUCUAAACCCUCUUAUGCUGAACUCUAUGUCAAGCGAGGUCACAGCAUAAAUGAUAUACCUUGCAUGGUUCUCUAUAUCUGUACAGACUACAAACCACUGAAAACGCUAAAAACUAAAGCACCUGCCACAGCAGCCGCCAGUCGUACUUCCUAUAGCUGCCAGCCGGGCGAUUUUAAUUGUGUCUCCCAUCCCCAUACCUGCAUAGCGCCCCACAUGGUGUGUGACGGCAUACACGAUUGUACCGAUCAUUCGGAUGAAUUCAAUUGUACUAGAGAACAGGUCAAUUAUAAGCGCUGGAAGAAACACUAUAAUCAGCCUUUAAAUCCCUUAAAGCCUUUAGAUGCUUUCAAACGAAGACACAAAAGAAAAUAUCAGCAAAUGAAUAGAAAUAAUCUGACUAUGGCAGGCAAAUUAAGCGCUGGUGUAAGACCUUUACCCUAUUAUCCUUCUACAAUUGUGUCCACCACUCCUCGAGUACGUGAUGCCAUGUUAAGAGUCGAUCAGCAACAAUCAAAAUUGAGAGUGGGUGAGUCCACCGAAGUGGAAUGUUAUUCCUCGGAUAAUAGUUAUACCGAUGUUAUAUGGGAAAGAGCUGAUGGUGAGCCCUUGCCUCCCAAUCUACAACAAAUUGGCAAUCGUUUGAUUAUUAGCCAUGUUACUCCUCACGAUGCUGGACGUUAUGUCUGCAAGUGUAAGACCGAUGAGGGUGAUCUUUAUACCACCAGCUAUGAAUUGGAUAUUGAGGCUAGUGUUCAUGAAUGGAAACAUCCCAAGAUUGUGCAUGCCGAUGUAGGCACACGUGCUCAAUUGUUAUGUAAUGCUGAGAAUGCCUAUGAGGGUCCCAGCUAUAGAUGGUCGCGUCAAUAUGGUCAAAUGCAAAUGGGUACUGAUAUCUUGAAUGACAAACUACAUCUCGCCGAUGUUCAGGCUAGUGAUGCCGGCACCUACAUCUGUACAGCCACUGCUGCCGAUGGUCAAUCGGUUGACUAUCCCACCAUAUUAGUGGUGACCGGAGCCAUUCCUCAAUUCCAUCAAGAUCCUAUCAGUUACAUGUCUUUCCCUACCCUGCGUGAUUCCUAUAUUAAAUUCAACUUUGACAUAACAUUCCGCCCCGAAAAACCCAAUGGUUUGCUCUUGUUCAAUGGUCAAAAGAAGGGUAAUGGUGAUUAUAUUUCAUUGAGCUUAAAUGAACGUUAUCCCGAAUUCCGUUUCGAUUUCGAUGGCAAAUCGAUGGUGAUUAUAGCCGAACAGCCGGUGGAACUUAAUGAAUGGCAUACGAUUAGAGUGAAUCGUUUCCGUCGUGAUGGUUAUAUGCAAGUCGAUGAUCAACAUCCCGUAGCCUUCCCAACUUUAUCGCCUUCCAGUUCUUUGGAUUUGGUAGAUGAUUUGUAUUUGGGUGGUGUACCCAGUUGGGAUAUAUUGCCACGCGAUGCUGUUGAUCAGCCUGUUGGAUUUAUCGGUUGCAUUAGCCGUUUGACUUUGCAGGGUUCGAUUAUUGAAUUGAUGAAGGAGGCUAAGGUUAAGGAUGGCAUUACUGCCUGCCAACCUUGCAGUGAUAGUCCCUGCAAUAAUGGCGGUAUUUGUUUGGAAAGUCAAACCGAAAUGGCUUAUACCUGUAUCUGCCAACAAGGCUGGACCGGACGUAACUGUGCGAUAAAGGGUACCCAGUGUACUCCUGGCAUUUGCGGUACUGGACGUUGUGAAAACACCGAAAUGGGUAUGGAAUGUUUGUGUCCUUUGAAUAAGACCGGAGAUAGAUGUCAAUAUAUUGAACAUUUAAAUGAGAAUAGUUUGGCCUUCAAGAAGAACAGUUUUGCAGCUUAUGGAACCCCAAGAGCCUCCAAAUUGAACAUUAAGUUCCAGGUAAGACCUAAUACCUUGGAAGAUGCUGUUUUAUUGUAUGCGGCCGAAAGUAAAUUACCUAGUGGAGACUUUGUGGCGGUAGUUUUGCGCAAUAAACAUGUGGAAUUGAUCAUCAAUACCGGAGCCCGUUUGAAACCGGUGGUAGUGAGAUCUAUGAACCCAUUGCCGGUAAAUAAAUGGACUGAAAUAGAAAUUGCCAGACGUUUUGGUGAGGGCAUUUUGAGAGUAGGCGGAGAACCUGAACAAAAAGCCAAGGCUGCCGGAGCAGCACGCACGUUAUAUAUUAAGACUCCCAUGUAUAUAGGCGGUUACGAUCACGAAAAGAUCACUUUGAAUAGAGAUGUUAAUGUGACGCACGGUUUUGAUGGUUGUGUAUCAAAUCUGUACGAGGGCUUGAGAGAGAUUAACUUAAUAGCCGAUAUAAGCGAUGCGGCCAAUAUACAAAAUUGUGGCGAAAUAAAUGAAAUCGAUCAAAACGAAACCUUUGCCCACGAAGAUCAAUUAACUAACGAAAAUGACUUGGGUGUAAUGGAUGCCUGUGCCAGUGAUCCCUGUGAAAAUGGCGGCCAGUGUACGAUCAUAGAUGAUAUGGCGGUAUGCAGCUGUAUGGUAGGCUUUACCGGCAAACACUGUGAAGAACACAUAACCCUACAAUUCGAUGCCAAUUUCCAUGGCAAUGGUUAUUUGGAAUUGAAUAGAUCCCAAUUUGAUGAGAACAUCGAACAGAAGUACUCUUUUGCUGCCAUGGUCUUCUCGACCAGUGAACCUAAUGGUUUGUUAUUAUGGUGGGGCCAAGCUAAGGGUGAGGCCUUUAAUAAUCAAGAUUAUAUGGCUUUAGCUAUAACCGGUGGUUAUGUUGAGUUUAAAUUCCGUUUGAAUGGUGAAGAAGGUGUAGUACGUAAUCCCGAUAAACGUGUCGAUGAUGGUCAACGUCAUAUUGUUUUGAUUAAACGUACCGAUAAUACUGCCAUUUUGGAAUUGGAUCAUUUAUUGUAUACUGCUGAGGCCACACCCACCGGCAAGAAUACCAUGUCUCUGCCCGGCCAUGUCUUUAUAGGUGGCGCUCCCGAUUUGGUUUCCUUUACCGGCGGCCGUUAUACACAAUACUUUAACGGUUGCGUUAGGGUAGUGGAGGGUGAAAGUAGUGGUAUCAUAGAUCUAGGCAAAGUAGCUGUAAGCGGUAUCAAUGUUGACUCUUGUCCAGAAGUGGAUGAAAUUGACGACCCCGAACCCCCAGUCGUUUAAUAGUUUUUUUCUUUUUUAGUUUUUAACCAAAAAAAAUUCUUAAAAACAAAAAAAUAAAACUUUUUACGAAAAAAAUAUUAAGGAAACAAGAAAAAAAAUCAACACAAAAAUCGUAACAAAAAAUUUACUUUAUAAUAGUUUUUUUUAUAAAAAAAAAUAA
Messenger RNA from Lucilia sericata (common green bottle fly), 15101 nucleotides. RefSeq names its product basement membrane-specific heparan sulfate proteoglycan core protein-like. Gene Ontology annotation, molecular function: calcium ion binding; cell adhesion molecule binding. The transcript is spliced from 41 exons. Gene Ontology annotation, cellular component: plasma membrane; cell-cell junction. The record is from RefSeq and is a predicted model, not a curated record. Gene Ontology annotation, biological process: cell-cell adhesion. NCBI's taxonomy places the organism in Eukaryota, Metazoa, Arthropoda, Insecta, Diptera, Calliphoridae. Bases 791 to 14941 code for a protein of 4716 amino acids.